Messenger RNA from Trichobilharzia regenti, 4344 nucleotides. NCBI's taxonomy places the organism in Eukaryota, Metazoa, Platyhelminthes, Trematoda, Strigeidida, Schistosomatidae. The record is from the annotation of a GenBank genome assembly.
CCCCCACUCUCUGAAGAGUAGGUGGAUAUGAAAGCCGGGGGUGAACUAUACCACAAGUUGAUAUAUGUUAGCUCGUGAAAACAUUACCGAUAUUGGAUAUUGGAAUUGAUUAUGAGUACCAACUGUCAGAAGAAUUUUCUGAGCAUUCACUCAGUGUUAUCAAGAGGGGAAUUGAGAUCCAAAAGUGUCUGUUGAUAUGGCAGUGAAACAGACUCAGAAUCUUACAUCUACGAUUGAUAAUCCUAAAACUGUAUUGUAUAUGUCGGAUUCGUCCUUCAAAGUCAGCGGGUAUUUCGUAAAUAUUAUCUCUCUGCAUCAGAAAACUUGAAGUAUUACUUCUCUUAUUUUGUUUAUUGAACAUCUUACAAGAUUGGCAUAUACACACUGGAUUUUCCGCUUAUGUCGUUAGAUCCUCCAAUUGAAAAUCUUCUUAAAUGGUUGAGAACGUUUAAUACAGCGGCAAGUGUUCACUCCGUACAUGAUAUCUCGGAUGGUAUUGUCUUGGCUAAAGUUCUACAUUCCAUUGCUCCGAAUCACUUCACUGAGGAAUGGUUACAAAAAUUCAAUUACGAAGCUGGAAUUAAUUGGCGACUCAAGGUCAGUAAUCUGAAGAAAGUACUGAAGGCUGUUAUCGAUUUUUUAACUGAGGAAAUUGAAGACAGAAUAUCUGUUCAUUUGUUACCUAAUCUUCAAGAAAUUGCUGAACAUGGAGAUAACGAGUCAACCUUUCGUCUGUUACAACUCAUUCUUGGUUGUGCUGUCAACUGUGAUAAUAAAGAAACGUAUAUUCAAAUCAUUAUGUGUAUGGAAGAAUCAGUACAACAAGCAUUAAUGGAAGCGAUACAACAAUUGAUGUCAUCUCGUCUCGGCGGUGUCAGUGGUCUAAGCAGUAUGACCGGUGGUAGUAGUGAGCAUGGAGGAGGAGGAGCACAGGCAGCAGCUGGAGGAGGAGGAGGAGUUGGAGUGCCAGGCGGUGGAUUAAUCGAUUAUGAAGAUCGAUUAUGCAAAGCAGCUGAACAAUACAAAACUUUAUUGAUUGAAAAGGAACAAUUAGCUGAACAAUGUAACGCUUUAAAAAUUGAAGUGUUCAAUUUACAAGAGGAGAAAUCAACUCUCCAGUCAGAAUUAAAUCAACUAAAAGUUCAAUUGAAUUCAUUGGGUUAUAGCAGCCAUCAGAUGUUGACAACAGAAUCAUUGUCAACAAUAACAUCAACAACAACAACAAUAACUCCAUCACAAUCAACACCUUCCUCCAUCUUAGAAUCACUUCCAGUCGCCUUGAAUCCUAUAGAUACAAAUAAUGUUAUUAUGAGUCCAACGAUAGCUAAUGUGCGUAUCAGUCAUUUACAAAAUCAAUUAUCAAAAUUACGUGAUGAAUUAUACAGAACUGAAUGCGAUAAAGAAGAACUCAAGAUUAAAUUGACUGAAAUGACUACACGAAAUCAAGAUUUAAAACAAAAAUGUUCCAUCCUUGCUGCUAAAGCUGAAGAAAGUGUCCAUUUAAAAGAUGAAUUAGAUAUAGCCCGGGAAGAAGCGUCAACUGCACUCCGCCUAUCAGCUACAAUUGAACAAUUACGCAAGCAUGCUGAUGAAGCAAUCAGCCUACGUGCACGUUGUUCCCAACUAGAAACGGAUAAUCAAGUUUGUAUGCAACGAUUGGCUGAAUUAGAACAAGAAACACGAUUGGGUGGGAAGAUACGUUCUCAAGUCAAGGCACAACGUUUACAAGCUGAAGAUGCCCAACUGGAAGCUAGUGAAGCUAUCCGAAGAGCAGAAUUAGCUGAACAAGAGUUGAAUAGGCUUAGACAAGAAUUGAUAGCAACAAAUCGUGAAAAAGAGUGUAUCUUCUCAGAACUAACCCGUCUUCGAUCGUGUUGUGAAGGUCUUCAAUCAUGUGCACAAUUAUCAAAUUAUAGUACACCUGUGAAUAGUAAUAAUAAUAGUUCAAUACUAUCGCCUGCAAUGCAAUCACAAAUGUUAAAUCUUCAAGAAGAACUUAGUCGUUUACGUACAUCAAUAUAUAGUAUGGAGAGUGGUAGCAUCCAUGGUGGAAGUGGAGUCGAUGGUGGUGACAGUAUUGGUGGUGUCGGUGAAGAAGAUGCUGAUUAUGUUGGUGAUGAUGCUGAUGAUAAAUUGGCGUUCGAAUCGUCGAAUUUAUUGAUUGGCCAGUCAGUACCAUCAGAUAUGCUUGUUACAAGUAGUAUUAGUAGCAAUACAUCACGACCACAGAAUCCUCGUCAAUAUCUGUCAAGUAAACUGACGACAACAACCACAGCAGCAGAUUGUGCCUUAUCCAUAGCCUCUGAUGUUAUCCAAUCGACAAAAAAAGGCGACAGCGAUUUGGAUGAACAAUACCAACAGCUGCAAGAGGCGUAUAACAACCUGUUGACACGAUUAACACAGAAAGAAGGCGAUUUCAUUGAAAUGGAACAAAAGUAUCGUGGAUAUUUAUGGAAAGCGCGGGAAGUUAUCCGCCUUCUGGAACGUCAACAUCGUAUCCAUCAGGAUAUUUGUCCAGAGUAUAGAAAGAAGAGUUUUUCAUUGAAACAGCAAGAGAAUAAUAAUAAUGCGAAUAAUAUCGGCGAGAGUGAUAGUGAUAAUAAUAAUAAUAACAAUGAUAACAGCAGAAAAUACGAUGAAGAGAUUAGUCAUCUACGCAGUUUAUUAGUUGAAAAAGAACGUGUUAUUGAAAAGUUGGAAACUCAUCAUGAACAAAUGCGACGUCAUCGUGAAGCUGAAGAACGUCUCCUUUUGACAGCUUGGUACAAUUUAAUCAUUCAGUCAACACAGAACACAAUUGAAGAUGGUUUAAAACGCCAGUCAUGUGAAAAUUGUAAUUAUCCUAUAAAAUCUCCGUCAACAACAACAAAGUCAAAUCAUACAAAAUCAUCCACUGCCGAGAAUAAUCUCUCCUUCCUGGCUAGACAACGAAAUGUUCAUUUGAAACCACCGAAAGAUUUAACUUCAGUUGUAAUGUCCAGUAGAUGAAUGUCGUGUGUGUGUGUGUGGGGGGGGCUUUGUUUCUCCUUCUCACCUUCCGCCUCAAAAAUCCCACUCAAUCCAUCGACCCACACACACACACGCACGCAAACAUGCAUUCAUUUGUAAUUGUGCAUUUUUUAACGUCGUCAUUACGUCAUCACCACCAUCAUCAUUUAUACUCUUAUCGUGAUCGUCAACACACACACACAAACACGCACACAUAUAGACAUUUUCUAGCAGAAAGUGAUAAUAAUAAGGAUCAGUUGAUUCUCCUUUUUGAUCUCACUUGCCUAUUUAUUAAUAAUAUAAUUAUUAUUAAUGUUGGUACUACUAUGUAUAUUUCAACCGUGUACAAUAAUAUUUUGAUUUCCCCAAUGGGUUGAUUCAUUGAUCAAUCAAAAUAUCCGUCAUUUAAUGAAUGAAUGCAUGACAUGUCAUGUCUCCUACCCAGUAUAUGGAUGCUUCGAUGAUAUAUAUCUAAAGAUUAAAUUGAUGAAAUAGUUUGAAGGCGGUGUCUGGCGAGAUCGGAUCCCAGGAACUAGGUAACUCUCGUAGUCCAAGUGGUUUGAAACGACACGGAUGCGCGCUGGUUUCCUAGUCACUACCACCCGUGUGAGUGAGUGAGUGAGUUCCAAGUGGGAUGAAAUGCCACACGUCUUGGAUGUGGCUUUCCAUCACCACCACCUGCUAGCUAUAGACACUAUUGAGUGAUUUACUUAUUAUUAUGUAUGUAUAUUAUCAUAUUCUCUUGUCGCCUCUUUUGUAGCCUUAUUAUUAUUGAUUUUAUUAUCGAUUAUAUGCCCAUGUGUAACAGCGGCUUCUCUUUCGCUGUCUGUGAAUGUCUACACUGUGUAUGUACUGCCUUCUUUUCAAGCAUUCUUCAUCACUCUUUCUUGUGUAAUUUGGUUCUAUUUUCCCUUUUCCCCUUGUUUUUUUAUGUGAUCUUCUCCUUUUUAUGAUCACUUUUCACCUUUUUUUCUCUGAACAUUCAAAUACUAUUGAAGACUAGUUAAUAAGUAGUAUAUACCGCUUGUCUUCAUUUUAAUUAAAAGUAGUAGUAGUAUCGGUCCUAGCCUCCUCCGUUUACGUUACACAUUACGUGAACUGGAUCUUGUUCUCUUUCUCAGAUAUUCUUUCUCAUAUUAUGUCAUUGAAUGAAUGAACACCUUGUGUUUUUUUGUGGCACAUAAAUUCGUAUCUUUCUUUCACUGAACUUUCUCUAUUUGUCUUUCUCUGUUCAUCAUCAUCUUCUUCAUAUUGAUUUAUUAAUUGAUUUUUUUUUGUAAUCGAUAUGAGUAUGAAUGAAUGAUAAUAUUCUCUUUGUAAAAAAAUAAAAUCAAUAAAUUUCUCUUCUAUCAUGGA